UAUCAAUACUUCGUUCGACCACUUUCUUAUUUCCAGAAGUUAAAUAUACCUGGACCUAAGCCUUCAUUAUUUGUUGGUACUGCAUUUAGCCAAGAAUAUGGUGGACAUCUUGGCCAAAUAAAUUGUAUUAAAAAAUAUGGUAAAGUCUAUGGUGCUUUUCUUGGUGUAAAACCUGUUAUAGUAUUAACAGAUCCAGAAAUGAUUAAAGAGCUUAUGGUAAAACAAUUUAGCAACUUCCCCAACAGAUAUGAUGUCAUACCACCUCCUGCAGCAGUUAACAGAAAUAUUCUGGUUAUCAGAGACGAUGAUUGGAAACGUAUCAGAAAUAUACUUAUACCAACAUUUAGUGCUGCAAAGUUAAGACAAAUUGAACCUAUUAUGAUCGAUGCUUGUGAUACUCUAGUAGAUAAAAUAAUUAAAGGAAAUGGACAAAAUGGAAAAGUCGAUAUGUGGAGAUUAUCUGGCGAAUACAGUAUGGAAGUUAUCAUGGCGGCUGCAUUCGGCGUACAUAUCACUGAUGAUGUUAGAGGGCAAAAAAUCCGACAAGCUGCGGCCACAUUUUUCGGCGGUUCAGGUAUAGCCUUGAUAAUAGCAUCAAUUAUACCUGCAUUAUAUCCUUAUGUAAGCUUUCUAGAAAGAGAAAGAACCGAUGCAGUAAAUCAUAUCGUUCAAGUCGCCAAAGGUGUUAUAGCUGAGAGAAGACGAAAUUUACAAAAUGGUCUAACUAAUCGUCGAGAUUUAUUACAAUUAAUGAUUGAAGCUGCAGAGAAUGGAAAAUUGACUGACGAUGAGAUUGUUAGCCAGUCUUUCAUAUUUUUAUUAGGUGGAUACGAAACAACAGCGAAUGCAAUAGCCUACACAUCUUACCUACUAGCAUGCAAUCCAGAUGUUCAACAACGUUUAAUAGACGAAAUCGACGAGAAAUGUCCUAAGGGUACAACUCCGACUUCAGAGAUAAUUUCCGAGCUUCCUUAUCUAGAUAUGGUUUUCAAUGAAUCGUUACGAAUAUAUCCACCAGCGUUUAUUGUAAAUAGAGUUGCGAAACAUGACGCAGUUAUUGACGGAGUGAAGAUACCCCAAGAUAUGAUGGUGGCAAUUCCAAUAUACGGUAUUCAUCACAAUGAUGAAUUAUGGCCAGAUCCAGAAAAAUUUAUACCAGAACGAUUUACACCCGAAGAGAAAGCUAAACGUCAUUCAUUCGCUCAUAUUCCAUUCGGUAAUGGUCCUAGAAGCUGUGUCGGUAUGAGAUUAGCUGUAACGGAAGCUAAGUUAGCCUUAAUCAAAAUUUUGCAAAAUCUGAUACUUGAACCAGUGAAGGAUACUCAAAUUCCUCUGGUUGUUGAACCGAAAUUAACCUUAGCUCCAUCUAAAGGUGUGAUAAUA
Molecule: messenger RNA, 1383 nt
Organism: Trichoplax adhaerens
Lineage: Eukaryota; Metazoa; Placozoa; Uniplacotomia; Trichoplacea; Trichoplacidae
Exons: 1
Molecular function (GO): iron ion binding; steroid hydroxylase activity; heme binding
Source: RefSeq, a predicted model, not a curated record